This is a messenger RNA of Chenopodium quinoa (quinoa), 1258 nucleotides long. RefSeq lists its product as uncharacterized. The record is from RefSeq and is a predicted model, not a curated record. The transcript has a single exon. The coding region runs from base 268 to 1242 and encodes 324 amino acids. Lineage: Eukaryota; Viridiplantae; Streptophyta; Magnoliopsida; Caryophyllales; Amaranthaceae.
GGGUAAAGCUAAAGAUGAUGCCACCCAUUACGCUUACAAUUCAACAUCAACCAACUUCCUCCUUUAAUUCUAAUACUAUGUAAACGUAUUUUCAUUAUAAUUAAAUUGUUAAAAGUCAAACUUUUUUUCAAUAAAUAGAAAUCAAGCGAAGAAAAUAUAAGCAUUAUGCUGAGAACUUAGGUAGAACACAACAAAUACAAUCUUAUUGUAAUAUCAAUUUUAAGGGCCAACAAUCACAAAUAUUAUUCCAAAUUAUACCAAAGAAAAAUGGAGCUAUUGCAAAUGCAAUCGCCUUCAUCAAUAGAGUUUGAUUUCAACAGCAGCCGGGCAUCUCCCUGUGGAAGCUCUCCAUCGACUCCUAAGGGGUUCAGAGAUUACUACUUUAGUGCGCCAACAAGUCCAGCUCGAUCCAUAGGGAUCUAUCAUGAAGUUGAGCAAUUUUCCAAGGUUAGUAACUACACGAGAGGUGAUACAUCUACCUCUGAUUUAUCAUUUGAUUUCCCAUUUGCUACAAAGACAGAAUCCAAAUCCCUUGUAAAGCCUCUGCCUUUUGAACGGCACAAACUAGAAUCCAUAGAUAGUCCUCUUUUAUCUCCACAUUCAACCAAAUUACAGCAAAAGAAGAGUUUUUGGAGCGUGUUUUCACCAAAGCGAAAGAAGGAAUCAGAACCUGAUAAACCUGCAGUUGACAAUGAGGGAACAAGAAUUAAAAAGAAAGGAAGAGAACGAGCAAGAGAGAGAGCGGUUUCAGCUUUAUCUGACUCUAGGAAUGGAAGGAGAGUGAUAAGGUCACUUUCUCCACCACGGGAAUCUAAGUAUCCAUGGGAACAAGAGCAGAAUACAGAAGAAAUCGCCUCCGCUUCAAAGCCAACUUCAUCUCCAUCAACAUUGUCCACUUCUUCUAAAGGAAGUAAAAAGUGGAGGUUAAAAGAUCUGUUCUUGUUUCGUAGUGCAUCAGAAGGACGAGCAUCAGAGAAAGAUCUUGUGAAGAAAUAUUCAUAUGUGCAUAGGAAACACGAAGUUGCCAAUAACCCAGGAUCACCAUCAUCAGCACAAGGCUCCUCGAGUAUAAUUCCUGCUCGAAGAGGACCGAUGUCAGCUCACGAGCUGCACUAUACUGUAAAUAAGGCUAUCUCACAAGAUAUGAGGAAGAAGUCAUUCCUCCCAUACAAACAAGGGAUUUUAGGUCGCUUGGCAAUCAAUCCAACAGUUCAUGCACUAGCACAUGGUUAUGGUCUUUAGCUCAUCGUAGUUAAGA